Molecule: messenger RNA, 1485 nt
Organism: Symbiodinium sp. CCMP2592
Lineage: Eukaryota; Dinophyceae; Suessiales; Symbiodiniaceae
Source: the annotation of a GenBank genome assembly
AUGAAUGUUAGUACGGGUGUUUCACUCUCGACCCUGCAUCUCAGCAGCACAAGCGAUGAUGAUUCCGAAUCCGACAGCCUGACCAGCUUCAAGCCUGCAGACCCGAUUCAGUGGCACGACCGUGAGCUGCCGUCGUGGGCGUACGAUGAUUCUGCCGUGCAGGUCAUUUCAUGUGUCAUGGAAUGGAAGGCGCCAGCUUUAGUUAGAGUCGGAGCAGCAAGCACACGUGUAUUGGCGUUCGUGUGGCGCUACGUCUUUUAUGCUAUGCUUGUUGUGUGGUUCUUCUGGGCUGCUUUCCCGCUGGUCGUCGCAAAUUUUGCUACUUGUGACGAGCAAGGCGGCUUCUCUCGUAUAUCUGCUAAGCUGCUGAUCAUCUACGUCCCCUUCGUCUUGCUGUCCCUUUGGCUCGAGUGCAAGGUCCUGGCUGCCAAGAUUCCCAUGGAGGUGUGCUCCUUGGGUGGCUGGACCUUUCUUGGCGUUCGUGUCCCCUUCUCUGCAUACUUCGGCGUGCAGCUCGUGGUCAGCGCCGUGAGCCACAUGGACCUCGCCACAAAUGGCAUUGUCUACGCAGAGAUUCUACACACGGCAUCUUGCGACGGGAACCGUGUUGAUGAGACCUGGGCGUUGGUAAGCCAGCGCUCGGUUUUCCACGAACGGUUGCCCCGCCUCAGUGCGGUUGCCUCAAUCAGCUAUGGGUUGAUGGUCGUUCAGCUUCUCUAUGCUUUGUACACUGGGCUGCCGCUGUUCACAAACAGCAACCCUCGAGUGAAGAGUCUCUCUGAAUGGCUUACAAUGAAGGCACCCGUGAUGCACAGCAAGGAUGACUUGCCGCAGAGCCCUUAUGCCAUCACGUUGCAAUCAUGGUCGGAGGAGGUUUGGGCCACUGAGCUGGUGAUGUCUUUGAGCCCUGCAGCCCGGCUCACUGCAGUCAUGGCUCGAGAGACAGAGCGGGUCAAGGUGACGGAGUUGGCCAAAGUCCAACAGCUGAGCGGAGCAGACCCAUGGACCCGAGCUUCGUUGGUCACCUGGGCGAGGCUCAUCACACAGCGGCUCUUCUUGACUGCUUGCUUCGAGGGGGCCCUUUUCACCAACAUCACCGGCAGCGUGCUUGCCAUCGAGAAAUACUUGACCGGUCGGGCCGACAUUCUGACCCUGGCCUCCGUCGUCUUGAGCAGUCUCAUGUUUGCGGAACGCUUGAUCUCAACCGUAAAGGUCGUGCGGGCCGUCACAGUGGUGCUGUGGCCUGAGCUCAACGAUGACAAGGCUAGUGACGAAGACAGGAAGUUUCAAGAGCAAGGUUAUGAGGAGAUCAAUCGAUCGUCACUCAAGGGCUACCUGUUGCGCACGGUGACCUUGCUUUUGGGCUCCGCAGUGCUGCUGUCCUGGUGGAUGGGCUAUGCUGUGCUGAAGACACUGAUGGUCUUUCGUUGCUCCAAAGGCUUGUGGAACUACGCAUGGCCUUUGCCUGAUGGUUGCAUCGAGUGA